Messenger RNA from Amphibalanus amphitrite, 1498 nucleotides. RefSeq lists its product as uncharacterized. NCBI's taxonomy places the organism in Eukaryota, Metazoa, Arthropoda, Thecostraca, Balanomorpha, Balanidae. The coding region runs from base 368 to 1111 and encodes 247 amino acids. The record is from RefSeq and is a predicted model, not a curated record. The transcript is spliced from 7 exons.
GGGGAACGAAGGGAUGCAUAUCCCUCUAACAUUACGCCUGCAAACGCUACGUGGGCAGUGGGCGGCUAUCGCUUCCUCGUUUGCUCUAUCCCGUCCCUUCUAACCUCUUACCCUUAUACCCUCCUUGUGAUAUCUCUCAGUCGUCCCUUUGUCCCUUACCCCCUCACGGACAUCCCCUAUCCCUGUGAGGACGCUGUCCCUGUCCUAUGAUCCUCAGGACGGCCACCUUACGCGCACGCUGUCUAUAUCUGGGUCAUACCGGCGUCGAACGAAAGUGACGCCCCAUGCGCCCGGCGUCGGGUAUAAAGCCACGCGCCGCCGAUGGAACGUCAGUCUUUCGCUCCACAAGCAGUCGGACGUAGCCAAGAUGAACGCGCUGGCGCUGUUGCUUCUGGUCGGAGUGGCCUCGGCCCUGCCCAAGCCCGAUGCUGAUCCCCAGUACGGUGCUCCUCCCAUCGCGCCCUCGUACGACGCGCCGGCCCCCGCCCCGUCCACCGGCUACGGCACGCCCGCCUGCGAGCCGGAGACCCACUACAUCACCGUGACCUCGACCAAGAUCGGCUACGAGACCCAGUACAACACGUACACGGCUCUGCAGCCGACCACGCUGUACCAGCAGGUCACUGAGACCCUGUACUACCCGAGCACUCAGUACCAGACCCAGUACGUCACCAGCUACGUGGCCCCUGAGGUCAAGGUGAGCACCAAGGUGCUGUACGACACCCAGUACGUCACCGAGCACCAGUACUUCACCGAGACCUCGUACGUCACAAAGACGGAGAAGGCCUACUACACGGAGACGGAGGUGGUGAGCAAGUACUACACGGAGACGGCCCAGGUGCCGUACUACGUCACCAAGACGGCCUACGAGACCCAGGCCUACCCCGAGUACCAGUACGUCACCGAGACCAAGGUCGACUACCAGUACGUGACUGAGACCCAGAACGUGCCCCACUACGUGACCCAGACGGUGACCUCGGCCUACCCCGAGUACAAGUACGUCACGCAGACCGAGACGCAGAACCAGUACGUCACCGUCACCAAGACCCAGAACCAGAACCAGUACGUCACCGUUUGCCCCAAGCCCACCUACCCCAGCUACGGCAAAUAGACUCCGCGAGCUCCACACCACACGGCUUUCAGUUCCCUUGUUACGCCACGCCCGCGGGUCUGUGACCUGACCUGACCUAUCCGAGGUCAGCGUCCGGCCACCAAUCAGCUGCUCUUUAUCUGUUAUACAAUUAUUUAUCGGUGUGUACAUAUGUGCGUAGCUUAGUUUGGAGUCACGGGUCCGGCUGGUCCGCCCCGCUCGCCACUCUGGUCAACAUUGCAGUGUCAUCGUGUGGGAAUUCGCGCCCUUGCCUAGUGUUGAUGAUGAUUAUGAUGAUGGUGAUGACGUUGAUGUGCGCUCAUCUUGUUGUGAUGUGACUUGGUGAUGUUCACGAUGUGAUCCGACCAUUGCGGUACGGCAUUUUGUAAUAAAACACAUGCAAACGAG